Messenger RNA from Cantharellus anzutake, 3578 nucleotides. Its product is annotated as WD40-repeat-containing domain protein. The record is from RefSeq and is a predicted model, not a curated record. Lineage: Eukaryota; Fungi; Basidiomycota; Agaricomycetes; Cantharellales; Hydnaceae. The transcript has 8 exons. Gene Ontology annotation, biological process: protein phosphorylation. Gene Ontology annotation, molecular function: protein binding; protein kinase activity; ATP binding. The coding region runs from base 301 to 3318 and encodes 1005 amino acids.
UUUCAAUUUCCGAACAUCUGUCAGGACUCAGUGGCGACCCACCCAUGGAGCGGGAUCCGGGAUCUGCGUGCUCCUUGGACGAAGGACGAAGGACGACGGGCACCACCAGACUAUUUUAUUUCUUGCCCAUUUUCAUUCCGGGACUCUCAGGAGUUUGCCGGCGGAAUAUCCAGAAACACAUGGCGUUACCAUAAGGGGCUUUCAUCUAUCUAUAGAGGCUGCUUCAGCCUAGGGCUUUCAUUGCGUUCUUGGCCUCAAGGCUCUCUUCUUUAAACUUUCUGGGCUUUUUCGACUUUGCGGAUGUCGUCCAGAACACCCUACCAACGACUCUCGGACGAGCUCUCUGACGUGGAUGCACGAAAUCUUUCAGGAAAGGUCACCUUUGAUCGCAACCGGCCAAAGGGAUCUGGUGCAUUUGGUGAUGUGUACGAGGGCACUUACCGUGAAAGCUCAUCCCCCAAUAAAUAUGUCUGCGUUAAAGUCUUGAAGAUCGUUCGGAGCUUCGAGCAACCAGUGUUUAGAAAGGGCCUUCGACGAAUCAAGCGUGAAAUGAAGGUGUGGUGCAAUUUAAGUCACCCGAACAUCGUCGUGUUUCAUGGGUGGAUGUUGGAGGAAGAUGACGAUGUCAUUCGUGCGAGCUUGAUUUCAGCGUGGUGUGACGGAGGAGACGUGAAAGCGUACCUUCACGAGCACCCAAAUGCGGAUCGGAAUAGAUUGGUUCUUGAUGUUGCAACGGGACUGGCCUAUCUCCACUCGAAAGGGAUCAUUCACGGUGAUGUUAAAUCGAGUAAUAUUGUUGUGACAUGUGUGGACGAGACUGCCAAGUUGUGCGAUUUCGGACUGUCGUCCAUCCUUGGUGACAUUACUACAUAUGCGCAAUCGACGAGCGCCCAUGGAACAAUUCGCUUUGUAUGUCCGGAGCUAUUGGAUGGUACUUCGGAGGGACGCAAUAAAAUGAGCGAUGUCUGGGCAUUCGGAUGUGCGUCCAUGGAGAUAGUGUGCGACAAGCCCCCGUACGACUGGGUACGGUACGAAUUCCAAAUUCCAGCGGUUGCUCCCUCGGCACUUCCAUAUAAGCUGGAUAAUCCAGAUGCUAUUUCUGAAUGUAUUCUCGGCUGCUUUUCACGCUCACCCGGUGAUCGGCCCAUUAUGAGCGACAUUACAGCGAAGCUUCGCCCAUUGCUGUACUUGAAGAACCUUCCGCAUCUGCGUAUGUUAGACAAUUUACCACGCAUCUGGCGAUAUAUGCCAAAUGACGACAUUCCUGAUCUUCGUGCCGAGUUCGAGAAAUUAGUGCCAUCUUCGCUUCAGUCUAUGUGCUGCGAUUGGCAUAGCACAGUAUGUCAAUCCAAGCGUGGUGACAAGGGAGUGCUCGUUGCCCUGGGGGAAGCUGUUCCUGAGUUGCUCCACUGGGUUGCCGCCAUGGGGAUCAUGGGCAAAGUCGAUGAAGUUCUGAGAGGCUUACAUGAUUUAGGAGGAUGGGCAGGUGACUCGCCACUCCAAGCAAUUUUUCACUCGUUGUACAGGAUGAUAUCCCAGUCGCGUGCCGCGAUCAGUGCAUGCUCACUAUCUGUUCUGGCUGAUUCCCAUCCUUUUCUGCCGACAAGCUCUGUAUUGCAGUCGACAUUUCCCCUGUUAUUCGACCAACGCCGUCACGCAAUAAUCACCGGAAUGCCCGCCAAGUCGGACGCAUGGUCUCCACUAGUCUCAGUAUUGAGACAUACCAGCCCCAUGUAUUGUGUAGCAUUCUCCCUUGAUGGGCGUCACUUGGCCUCGGCUUCCGAUGACAAGACAGUGCAGAUAUGGGAUGUAGCAUCGGGUACAGCUUCUGCUGUGCUCCGUGGGCACUCCGAUGCAGUGCAUUCCGUUGCAUUUUCAACGGAUGGGUGUUACUUGGCCUCGGCCUCCAAUGACAAGACGGUGCGAAUAUGGGAUGUUGCGUCGAGGACAGUUUCUGCUACGUUGCAUGGACAUACCAACUGGUUGUGUUGUGUAGCAUUUUCUCCAAAUGGGUGUCGCUUGGCGUCGGGCUCUGAUGUGAUGGUGCGGAUAUGGGACGUCGCCUCAGGGACAGCUAUGCUGCUCGAUGGACAUACCGAAGGUGUAAAGUCUGUAACAUUUUCGCAGGAUGGGCAUCGCUUAGCCUCUGCCUCUGAGGACAGGACAGUCCGCAUAUGGGAUGUUUCAAUGGGGACAGUUUCUGCCGUCCUCGCUGGGCAUGCGGACUGGGUGCACUUUGUAGCCUUUUCUCCGGAUGGAGGUCACCUAGCCACGGGCUCGUCUGAUAAUACGGUGCGGAUGUGGGAUGUUGCAUCAGGGUCAACUUCUGCGGUUCUCACUGGGCACACGGGCCUGGUGCAUUCCGUGGCCUUCUCCCCAGAUGGACGUCGAUUGGCCUCAAGCUCCUCUGACAAGACAGUGCGAAUAUGGGAUGUAGCGUCAGGGAUGGCUUGUGCUGUCCUCAGUGGGCAUGCCAACUGGGUGCGUUCUGUGGCGUUCGCCUCCGACAGUCGCCACCUGGCCUCGGCCUCAGAUGACAGGACAGUGCGGAUAUGGGAUGUUGCAUCAGUUGCGGAUGUUCAAUUGGUCAGCGGACAUUCCGAUGUGGUACAUUCUGUAACAGUCUCCCCAGAAGGGCACCGCUUGGCCUCGGCCUCUGGUGAUGGGACAGUGCGGAUAUGGGAUGUUGCAUCAGGGACAGUUUCUGCCGUUCUCACUGGGCACGCUGAUUGGGUGCAUUCGGUGGCAUUCUCCCCAGAUGGAUGCCAUUUGGCUUCCGGCUCCUUCGACGGAACGAUGCGGAUAUGGGAUAUUGCGUCAGGAACAACUUCCAAUGUGCUCAAUGGGCAUAUAUGCUUGGCGCGAUCCGUAUCAUUCUCCCCAGAUGGGCGCCAUUUGGUCUCGGCCUCCUCUGACGAGACGGUACGAUUAUGGGAUGUCAGGACGGGCGCUUGCCUGGGAAGGCAGUGGUUUCCCAACCUUGCAUCGGUCUCGUUCUCAAAUGAUGGGGCUUGUUUGGCCGUUCAUUCCAACCUCGAAGUGCAAUAUGUGCGGCCCUUGGCGUUGACAAAGAUGACGGCGUCAGAAGUCCAGCAGCACUGGUCUUCUAACACCGCUGCACUGGGCGUCAAGUAUACGUUGCAGGACCGCAGCCUCUGUGUGAAGCAUCAGGACGCAACACUUCAUAUUUGCUGGCUACCUGACUUUUUUGAAGCAAGCACGGCAGUCCAUUGUGAUAAAGAUAAGGUUUGUAUCGGUGGACGUGGAGGUGAGAUUAUUUUUGUGGAUCUAUCGGGGUUUGAAAUGCCCACGAUGUGACCAAUUGGAUUUGAGUGUUCCAUGUAUAGGGCUCAAACCAUGAAUUUUCGCGGCCUCGACCGCGGCCGCCGUCGCAAUCAAUAUCAUGACUUGUAGCAAUGUAAACUACGCGGGCAAAAUCCUUAUCGCAACGGAACGGCAAGAAAACCAACUCAAGUGUGCUUUUGUUCCAAACUAUCCACUCUCUGACUCUGACUCUGGCAUUGAGAAACAGCUUUGGCAGCAAACUUGGCAUCUUAAGAAUUAACCUUGGCGGUGAC